UUGUAUAUAUUCGUUCCAUUCUGAAAAGUAAAAAAAUACAAAACAAAAAUUGAAAAUUCCAAGUUGGGGUUCUCACGAUUUCGAUUCACCCUUUCUCCCACACACUCCGAUUCUCCUUGUAAACAGCGGUGCCAGAUUUUGAGAUACCCUUUGUGUUCCCAAUUAAUGGGUUUUUUCUGGUGAUUGUAUGGGUGUUAAUUUAGAAGUUGAUAUAGGAUGGGGGCAAUGAUGUCGAGAUUCUGGUUCAUGUUAUUCCCUGCAAAAGAGUAUAAGAUUGUUGUUGUUGGAUUGGAUAACGCUGGAAAAACCACUACCCUUUAUAAAUUGCAUCUGGGUGAGGUUGUAACUACCAACCCUACUGUUGGUAGCAACGUCGAAGAGCUCGUCUACAAGAAUAUACGAUUUGAGGUCUGGGAUCUUGGUGGACAAGAAAGAUUGAGGACAUCAUGGGCAACAUAUUACCGAGGAACGCAUGCUGUUAUUGUGGUGAUAGACAGCAGUGAUAGAGCCAGGAUCUCUAUCAUAAAGGAUGAACUUUUUAGGUUGUUGGGGCAUGAAGAUUUACAACAUUCUGUUAUUCUUGUCUUCGCUAAUAAACAAGAUAUCAAGGAUGCUAUGACUCCUGCUGAGAUCACUGAUGCACUAUCCCUUCACAGCAUCAAGGAUCAUGAUUGGCAUAUACAAGCUUGCUGUGCCCUAUCAGGAGAAGGGUUGUAUGAUGGUCUUGGAUGGAUUGCUCAGCGAGUAACUGGCAAAGCCCCAACAUGAUGUUGUGUUGCUGAAAACCUGGGAUGAGAUUCAUUUUUCAUGUAUUGAAUUUAUAUGACGAGGGACAAAAACUCUAUGUAUCAUUUAUACUUCUAAGAGUCAAGCAAAGAUAAUGUGUUUGAUUUGCUAUGAGGAAAAAGAUUAUUCAAUAAUCUGAUUAAGACACAUUUUUUUUAUCCUCA
Molecule: messenger RNA, 950 nt
Organism: Glycine soja
Lineage: Eukaryota; Viridiplantae; Streptophyta; Magnoliopsida; Fabales; Fabaceae
Product: ADP-ribosylation factor-like protein 5
Exons: 3
Coding region: 217-768 (183 amino acids)
Biological process (GO): vesicle-mediated transport; protein localization to Golgi membrane; intracellular protein transport
Cellular component (GO): trans-Golgi network; cytoplasm
Molecular function (GO): GTP binding; GTPase activity
Source: RefSeq, a predicted model, not a curated record